UUCAUUUUUUUUAUUUAUUUAUUGUAUGGAAAAAUCCCACUUAAAGAAACAGACCGCCAUUACAUUUUUCCUCUCGCGCACCCCCUGGUGGCAGCUUGCGUACCCCUGGGGGUGCGCGUACCACACUUUGGGAAUCCCUGUUCUAGUGGAUGAAAACAUCCCUAACAACACAUAAGGGUUAAUAAAGUAAAACUGUAUGAAUUACAUCAGUUUGCCCUUUCUACUCAUAGUCAUAAUGGUCCUAUUUACACUUAUUUACAAAAUAAAGGUGCUUCACGGACUCUUACCCAUUUUCGGGUAUCCCUGAGCGGCAAAAAAAAUGACGGCUGGCUCACCCACUUUUGGCUUAAAAAUAACACUUCACAACCUAUGGGUGAUGUCAUGGACACUACGUCCAUAUUUUUUACAGUCUAUCUUAUCCCAUCCUCUUGGGAUUUCCUGCUGGGAUUAAUCAUUAACACAAAUGUCAACCGAUUCUGUUAUUCUGGCCUCUGUAAUUUAUGAGAAGUUGUGUCCACUCAAAGUCUCUUUGAAAGCUUUUGUCUUGCAGUUGGAAAUGACGAUAUCGUAAUUGACCACAGACAUAAUGGGCCUAUUUAAGCGAUGAGGAAACGUGAUCUCCACUUAAAGCAUGCACAAUUUGACAGCGGUUCCAGAAAUGUCCAUGAAACGCACAUAUACACAGAUUUCAGUAAAAGCUUGGAUACUGUUUAUGAGCGCGGUGCACUAAAAAUAACAAUGGGAUAAUAUGGGUCAAUCUAAAAGGAUCCCAAAUAAUGAUGUGACACCUGUUUAAAUAUUUACAUUUUUAUUACAUAGUGCUUUUUCUAAUACUCAUUUUAGUUGUCCUAACCCUAAUCCUAUUCAAAGUGACUUGUAGUAUAUUGGAUUACAUGCUAUACAUUAAUAUACAUGAGUUCCACCUCCAGACCUUUUUAUGAAUUAACAUUUAUAAUUUACAUAUAGUUGUUGAUUUAGUGUUUAUGCAAUAGUUAGUACAAAGUGUGUUUCUCUCAUGUACAGUAAAUGAUCAGGCUAUUAUGGUAAUGGAGAGCCUAGCGUCUCAAGGGACCAAACAGAGCGAGAAGCAUGCAAAUAAUGAGGGAGAGGCAUGCAAAUAAUAAGGGGAAGGCAAAUGUGGUCAAUCUUUCCUUUUUGUAAAUUCAUUAGGUUACAGGAGAGGACACAUUCCUUCAUUCAGCACACGCUGGUUUGUCUGGUGCACUGGACUUUUAUUCAAGCGUGAUUUUUUUUCAGCUUUACACAUCUACAAUGGUCCCAAGAAUUAUGGAUUGUAUCGCAGAUUUCUUUGUGUAUGAAACGACCAAAUCCGUUGUGGUGAAGAGUUGGUCUGUGGGAACCAUCAAUCGGGUUGUCCAGCUGCUAAUUAUUCUGUACUUUGUCUGUUGGGUAUUUCUCCAUGAAAAAGCAUAUCAGAAUCGAGACACAGCAAUUGAGUCUGCGGUCAUGACUAAAGUGAAGGGCUUGGGCACUUUGAACAACCAUGUGAUGGAUGUAGCAGACUAUGUAUCUCCUCCACAGGGUUCUUCAGCAUUCAGUAUAAUUACCAAAUUGAUCAUCACAGACAAUCAGAUGCAAGGACUAUGCCCUGAGAUUGAUGAAAAAUUCUCAUGCGAGACCGAUGUUGACUGUGAUAACAGAAAAGACGCACAUCUAGCCAAUGGCAUUCUAACAGGAAGAUGUUUGAACAAUUACUCAUCUUCAAUGAAAACUAGUGGACAAUGUGAAAUUCAAGGCUGGUGUCCUGCAGAGAAUGACAAAAGUGAAGAGAACCCAAUGAAUGUUGAUAACUUUACCAUCUUCAUCAAGAACAGCAUUCGAUUUCCUCUGUUUAAUGUCACUAGGGGUAAUUUCCCUUCCAGCAUGAACAUUGCGAGCUGUUUAUAUGACCCGGUGGACAAUCCAUCGUGUCCGAUCUUUAAAGUGGGAGAUAUUCUGAAAAUUAUCAAUCAAGCCAACAUUAUUAAAACAGGAGGGGAGAUUGGAAUUAACAUAGCCUGGAAGUGUAAUCUGGAUUAUUCUGAGGAAAACUGCAAUCCACAAUACUCAUUUACUCGACUCGAUGCUGUGUUCCAGAACAGUGGAGCCUCCAAAGGAUAUAACUUCAGAUUUGCUAAAUACUACAAGUCUGAGAAUGGGACUGAGCAUCGAACGCUUCAUAAAGCUUAUGGCAUCAGCUUCGAAAUAAUCGUGUCUGGCGAUGCAGGAAAGUUCGGCAUUGUGCCAUUUAUGAUUAAUCUUGUGACCCUUGUGACAUCAGUGGGACUGGCUACUGUGUUCUGUGAUGUCAUCCUUCUUCAUUUCCAUCAUGGCGCUGAUGAGUACAAAGCAAAGAAAUUUGAAAAGGUGUCAAAUAUUGUAUCUCAUUCAUGCGAUGACCAACUCUAUAAGAGCAGCCAGAUAUCGAUCAAAGCAAUGUGAGCUACUGAAGACCACGAAUGAGGAGAAAAGCCAUAUAUGGGAAGAAUUGUUGAAUUGUGUAUAUUGUUGUCUUGUCAAUCAUUUGUUUGAAAAAUGUGUGUUAUAUGAAAACUCAGUUGGUUAUUUGUCAAGUCUGUUAGAGAAAAGUUUUUGUUCAUUUGUAAAUAAAUAUUUUAUUCUUCAUUCAAUCUAUUGCAUUAAAAUAUUAAAACAUUAACU
This is a messenger RNA of Misgurnus anguillicaudatus (oriental weatherfish), 2661 nucleotides long. It is a transcript of the gene p2rx3a, whose product is annotated as purinergic receptor P2X, ligand-gated ion channel, 3a. Lineage: Eukaryota; Metazoa; Chordata; Actinopteri; Cypriniformes; Cobitidae. The record is from RefSeq and is a predicted model, not a curated record. Gene Ontology annotation, molecular function: purinergic nucleotide receptor activity; ATP binding; extracellularly ATP-gated monoatomic cation channel activity. Gene Ontology annotation, biological process: response to ATP; calcium ion transmembrane transport. Gene Ontology annotation, cellular component: plasma membrane.